GAACAACACAUUCAGGACUGGUGGUUAAAGCAUGUAGUUUUUAAGACCAUCAAAGGUCACUGUCCUACCAGUCAUGACAUAGGGGUUAUUGACCUAGCCGCUGUGACCUUUGUCCAGACUAACCUUUGACCUGAUCAAUCUCUGCCCUCAGCACUUCCUGAAAAGGCUGUGCAAUAGUUACAUUUAGGGUCAUUGUCCUAAUGGUUAGUGACCCCUGACCUUUUGUGCAUACAAAUGGUGGCCAAGAUGAAUCCAGACCUGAAGAAAGAGCGAGAGAACGCCAGUUUUGAUCCAGAGAAGAUCACAAACUUCCUGUAUGGAGGCCAGGAGAGCGUCAAAAGAAAAAGGGAGUUAGAAUCCCUUGCCCUAAAUGACCCCGACUACCAACAUGAAGACUUGAACUUCAUGUCGAGAGAACAGCAGUAUGAGACCCAACUAAAGAAGGGCAUCCUGAUGGUCACCAAGAUGAAGGAACUGAAGAUCACAAGUGCUCAGGACCAACUCUUCUACACAAGUGCCGUUCUUGUGUCAGACGUACAUCCCAUGAGUGUACACACCAGGAUGUUCCUCCCCACCCUGUACGGACAGGCCACGGAACAACAGAAGGACAAGUGGCUGAAGUUGGCAGAGAACUACACCAUCAUUGGCACAUACGCUCAGACAGAGAUAGGACAUGGAACCUUUGUUAGAGGCCUGGAGACGACCGCGACCUAUGACCCUAAAACCCAGGAGUUCAUCCUGAACACUCCAACUCUCUCAGCAUCCAAGUGGUGGCCUGGUGGAAUGGGGAAGACGUCCAACUAUGUAGUCCUGAUGGCUCAGUUGUACAUCUACGGCAAGUCUUACGGCAUCCACCCUUUUAUGCUGCAAAUUCGAAGUCUGGAGGACCACAAGCCUCUACCUGGAGUGACUGUUGGUGACAUAGGGCCCAAGUUUGGGUAUGACGUCAUGGACAACGGCUUCCUGUCACUCAACAAUGUCAGGAUCCCUCGAGAGAACAUGCUCAUGAAGUACUCCAGGGUUGAGCCUGAUGGUACCUACGUGAGACCACCGAGUACCAAGUUGGCUUACGGUACCAUGGUGCAGGUGAGAGCAGGCAUAGUCAUGUUUUCUGGCAUGAACCUGGCGAAGGCUGUCACCAUAGCAACUCGCUACAGCUGUGUUCGUCGUCAGUCCGAGAUGAAGCCAGGCCACCCUGAGCCGCAGGUGUUGGACUAUGUGACCCAGCAGUACAAGUUGUUCCCCUACCUGGCUGCUGCCUACGCCUUCUGGCUCACAGGACAAACCAUGAUGUCUGUUUACACGACAUCUUCCAGCCAGAUUUCGAAGGGAGACAUCAGUGUCCUACCUGAGCUCCAUGCCCUUUCCGCCGGGCUGAAGGCUCUGUCGUCAUCGAUGGCCAAUGUGGGAAUGGAGGAGUGUCGUCUGGCGUGUGGAGGACACGGGUACUCUCACGCCAGCGGGCUGCCUCGUCUGUACACCAACGCAACCCCGGCCUCUACUGCUGAAGGAGAACAUGUUGUCCUGAUGCUACAAACUGCAAGGUACCUGAUGAAGAGUUAUAACCAGUCCCUGCAGGGUGAGAAGCUGGCUGGUUCGGUGGCGUACCUGUCCGGUGUACAGCUGGUUCCUGCAGCCGGUAGAACCAGGAACAUGCUGGAUCUGGGGGCUCUGUGUGAUGCCUUCAGGCACAGGGCAGCCAGGAUAGUUGGUGAAGCAGCUGCACAACUGAGGAGUGAGAUGCAGGGAGGGAAGGACCAAGCAGAUGCAUGGAAUGCCUCGUCUGUGGAUCUCACCAAGGCAGCCAUGGCCCACAGCCAGUACUUUGUAGUGAAAACGUUUGCAGAGAGGCUGACAGACUCCAGACUGGACAGCUCCAUCUCUGCUGUCCUGACCAGGCUGUGUCAGCUGCACGCUCUACAUGGACUGGUCACAAACAGCGGAGACUUUCUGGAGGACGGCUACUUGACCGGGUCAGACAUCCGCCAAGCCAGACGUCACAUCAACGCCCUCAUGGCCAAGCUCCGUCCUGACGCCGUGGCUCUUGUCGACGCCUUCGACUUCCCAGACGGGAUCCUGAACUCCAUACUGGGGCGCUACGAUGGGAACGUCUACCAACAUCUGUUGGAGUGGGCCAAGGCUUCUCCUCUCAACAAAACAGAUGUGCACCAGUCCUACCACAAGUACCUGAAGCCAUUCCUUGAAGCCAACAGGGCCAAGCUGUGAAGACAUCUGAUGACGAAAGGCUUCAAAUGGAAUCUUGAUUCUAACAUGCUGUGCCUACUAUGAAUUUCACUGAAUCAUUCCAGUUAAAUGCUUAUGCAAUAUGAUUUUCUCCAAGCUGGACAUUCAAUGCACAAGUUAUGCUGCUCUAGCUUUCUUACUCAGUUGAAACAUACAUGUGCAUUUUUAUUUGCAUAAAUCUGCACGUCUGUUAACAUGAUGUCCCUUAGGAAUCAAACGUAAAAUAGACGGAAGCAUCAAGCUAGAGUUCUAUGUACUGGAAUGAUAGUAUGGAGGGUGAACUACUGUAACAGUUGUAAAGUUUGUAGUUUUUGAAUGAAUCUGUAUUGGUAGAAUCCAUUGUUGUAAAAUUGAGCUUUGUUCGGAUACAAAGAAAACACUCACCAUGAAUUUUUCGUCAAUCUGCCAAACUUCAUCAGAUGUCUGAUUCACUGCGUGCACUGACUUUCCAGGAAUCAGAAGCAUGAUGAUGCCAGUAGUGAAUCAAAGGUGACAGGAAGAUGGAAUCUACCACCAUCACUGUUAAGGGCGGGUUGGUGGGCUCUGACUAAAUUUUCUUUUUUAAAUUUCUCCUUAAGAGACCCAGAAUAUCUGUCUAGUUUCUUUUUCUCAGCAAUGAAGUAAGCCCAGCACUUUAGUUUGAUUAAUAGUAUGUAUAGAAAUAAUGAGCAUAUUUUAAAGAUAAUAACAUUCCCUAAUUCUUACUCAAGUCAAAUGUUGUGGAAAAUCACGUAUAUGCAGGAUUUAUCAGUGUCAGAGUAACAAGUUUAUGUAUGCCAAGAAAUGAUGUACAAAUUUUUAAUGGCCAAAGUUUAAAAUUUAGAUUUUAAAAAGAAUAUAUACUUUUGUUUAUUCAAUGUUAAUGUAUUUCAUUGUGAUGAAAAUGUGAUGCAAAGAGCUCAAAGCCAUUAAAAGAUGUUAAUCAGGCUUA
Branchiostoma floridae (Florida lancelet) is the source of this 3175-nucleotide messenger RNA. RefSeq names its product peroxisomal acyl-coenzyme A oxidase 1-like. Gene Ontology annotation, molecular function: fatty acid binding; FAD binding. The transcript has 14 exons. Gene Ontology annotation, biological process: fatty acid beta-oxidation using acyl-CoA oxidase; lipid homeostasis; very long-chain fatty acid metabolic process. Gene Ontology annotation, cellular component: peroxisome. The record is from RefSeq and is a predicted model, not a curated record. Lineage: Eukaryota; Metazoa; Chordata; Leptocardii; Amphioxiformes; Branchiostomatidae. The coding region runs from base 235 to 2226 and encodes 663 amino acids.